UCGAAGUGACAACUUAAAUUGCACACUCCAAAUUUAGAGUAAUUCCAAAACAUUCCAAAAAUGAGAAUUAAAUAGUAUAAUUCAAAUUCGCAGUAAUCAAUUAUCUAUAUUCAGCAUAGAUUACCAAAAUGAAAAUGCAUACAUACAUACAUAUAAAUAAAUAAAUCAAUUAAAAAAGUCCUUUGGAAUUCUCCCUAUCCCUACACUUAUUUAACUAGAAAUCGGAGAAGGCAUUCUUGUUCCUGUGUCCAUCAGCAAUAAUUCGAGCAGAUUAUUUUAUUUCAUCUUCUGAAACUACACACACU
This is a messenger RNA of Paramecium octaurelia, 305 nucleotides long. The record is from the annotation of a GenBank genome assembly. Lineage: Eukaryota; Ciliophora; Oligohymenophorea; Peniculida; Parameciidae.